AUGUUCCUACAUGCAUUUGUUGUUGGAGAGCUACUGUUUCAACAGGCGAUGUUCAGCUCUUUAUUCAUGACGUCAUUACUAAAUCUAAUUUUCGUCCUUGUCCUAGUUAAGAUCUUACAACAAAGGGUUACUUCGGCAGCAGAACACGAAGAAGAUGGAUUAUUCUACUCAAGAGGAGUUGGGCGUCAGGCUGCCAAGAUAACAGCAAUAAGAGUAUACAUAGAUACGACCACAGAAAAACCAGUCUCUCAUCCAAAACAACAGUCCAAACAAACAUACACUCCCUUAGUAACAACUCCUGUACUGAGCACGGUACAGGUCCCACUUGCAAACACCUCAUCUUUCGUGUACACUUUCGUGAACCUUUUUACCUCUGCUAUGCAAAGAAUAACCUUAUUCUUCACAAACCUUUUUAGUUUCUUCUAAAGAGUUUGUUGCAUGUAAUGGUUUUAUUUAAAUCAUGUUUUUGUAUCUUGUGUAAAGUAGUAUCAGAUUCUUAGAAGUUACAAAUAUUGAUAUUUUACUCCAUAAUUGUAAACAAAAUUAAUGUAAUAGGAUAAAUAUCAUAAAUGAGACUAACUGAGUAAAGAUAAGUUUACAAUAAUAAAUCAUGUAUUUUAAAUUAAAGUAUGAAAUUUAAAAACAAAACUAAUAAUAAUAUUAAUAGCAAUAGUAUAAACAUAACUGUACGUUGCUUAUCAAUGAUAAUUAUUGGAAGUAUUUUACCAGAAACCAAUAAUAUUCAUAUAGACUAUUGUACAGUUAGUGCAAGUUUUUAUGUUGCUCUACGUAGGAUACAUUAAGGGCCAUUUCCUUUUCAGAAGCA
Molecule: messenger RNA, 826 nt
Organism: Homalodisca vitripennis (glassy-winged sharpshooter)
Lineage: Eukaryota; Metazoa; Arthropoda; Insecta; Hemiptera; Cicadellidae
Exons: 2
Coding region: 1-426 (141 amino acids)
Source: RefSeq, a predicted model, not a curated record